Messenger RNA from Cylicocyclus nassatus, 2405 nucleotides. The record is from the annotation of a GenBank genome assembly. Lineage: Eukaryota; Metazoa; Nematoda; Chromadorea; Rhabditida; Strongylidae.
AGGUUUUAUUGAAGUCAUUGCUAUUAGGGGAAGAUGUUGUCGCGGUUAACAAAUAGAUCAAGAUCUAUUGUAUCGUUUGUUCGACGAUUUUCUGUUACAUCAUCACUCAGUCAAACUGGUACAGUGAAAAUACAGAAUCAAGGCGAUGUAGCUGUCCUCAAAAUGGAUUUGGCGAAUACCAAGGAAAAUGUCUUAAAUGAAGCAUUAGCUAGCGAUCUUCAAGCAGCUUUCGACAAGGUGGAGCGCGAUAGCUCUGUGAAAUCUAUAGUCCUUAUGUCUGCGAAGCCGAACAGCUUUGUGGCUGGAGCAGAUGUCAAUAUGUUGAGUAAAGCAAAAACAGCGCAAGAAGGAGCUUCCAUUUCAAAGAAGGCUCAAGAACAAUUUGAGAAGUUGGAACGAUCCGGGAAGCCUAUUGUAGCAGCGAUUAUGGGCAGCUGCAUGGGUGGUGGACUGGAACUGGCAAUGUCAUGUCAUUAUCGUAUCGCAGUGAAUGACAAGAAGACUCAGUUGGCAUUGCCUGAGGUUAUGCUUGGACUACUUCCUGGUGCUGGAGGCACACAGCGACUUCCAAAGCUCGUACCUCUUCAAAAUGCCCUGGACAUGAUGCUCACUGGAAAGAAAGUCAAGGCUGAUAAGGCCAAGAAAAUAGGUCUGGUUGAUGCUGUUGUACAGCCACUUGGAGAUGGACUCGAACCAGCAGCUGCGAAUACUCAUAGAUACCUGGAGGAAGUUGCAGUGGAAACAGCCCGAAAAUUAGCCAAAGGUUCAUUGAAAGUGAACAGAGAGAAACCCAUGAUGGAGAAGAUUAUGCAGAAGGUGAUGUCCACCUCGAUCGUUCUUGACAGAGUGGUGUUGAAGAAAGCCAAAGAUCAGGUUCUGAAGCUUACCGGAGGAAACUACCCAGCUCCACUAAAAAUACUAAAGGCGGUUCGUGCAGGUUUGGUCGAGGGACCUUCUGAAGGCUACAAAACUGAAUCAGAGAGUUUUGGAGAGCUCAUCCAAUCAUACCAGUCUAAAGCACUGGUGGGACUUUUCACAGGAUCGACAGAAUGCAAGAAAAAUAAGUAUGGGAAGGGCUUACCAUUCAAAGAAGUCGCUGUAGUGGGUGCAGGAUUGAUGGGAGCUGGAAUUGCCAACGUUACCAUUGACAAAGGACUAAAAUGUGUGCUACUGGAUAUGAACGAGAAGGGACUAGAACGAGGUGAGAAUCAAAUUGCCAAUCAUCUUGAUGGUCAAGUUAAACGAAAGAAGAUUAACAAAUUAGAGAAAGAACAGAUAGUAACAAAUCUCGUAGCCACUUGUAAUUAUAAUGCUAUGAAAAACGCAGAUAUUGUGAUCGAAGCUGUGUUUGAGGACUUGGAACUGAAACACAAAGUUAUCAAACAAGUCGAAGGGAUCGUUGGGAAGGAUACCAUAAUUGCAUCUAACACAUCUGCUCUACCAAUCAAAGAUAUUGCAAAAGCGUCAUCACAUCCAGAUAAAGUCAUCGGGAUGCAUUACUUUUCGCCUGUGGAAAAAAUGCAACUCCUGGAAAUUAUCGUUCACGACGGGACAUCAAAGGAAACUCUCGCUACUGCGGCACAGCUUGGUCUAAAACAAGGCAAAACUGUUGUGGUCGUAAAGGAUUGCCCCGGAUUCUUCGUGGUGCGCUGCCUAGGACCAAUGAUGUCUGAAGUGGUCCGCAUCUUGCAAGAAGGUGUUUCACCUCAGGAAUUGGAUAGACUCACCAAACAAUUCGGUUUCCCUGUGGGGGCUGCUACUUUAGCCGAUGAGGUUGGUGUGGACGUUUACGGUCAUGUGGCUGUAUUCUUGGGUAAGGCAUUAGGACCACGUGUACAUGGUGGUUCGGUUGAGCUGCUAGAAGAAAUGGCUGGAGCUGGUCUCAAAGGAAGAAAGACUGGUAAAGGGAUAUAUGUAUACGAAAGCAAAGGGAAGAAGAAGAUUAACGAAGAUGCGGUUAAAAUCAUCCAAAAGUACAAGCUUACACCACCGAGCAGCUGCUCAUCUACAGAAGAUCGACAAUUACGUCUUGCCACUCGAUUUGUGAAUGAAGCGCUGUUAUGCUUGGAGGAAGGAGUGAUUUCUAGCCCUACCGACGGUGACAUCGCAUCCGUGUUCGGUAUCGGAUUUCCUCCAUUCUGGGGUGGUCCGUUCCGAUUUGUGGAUCUCUACGGUGCAAAGAAGCUCGUGGAUUCUAUGAAUAAAUAUGCAUCUGCUUAUACAUCUGAUCAGUUCACACCUUGCCAACUGCUCAAAGAUCAUGCGCAAAGUGGAAAGAAAUUCUAUCCUUAAUAUUAUGCCUCAUACCUUGUUGGUAACUUAUCAGGAAAUAAUAAGCUAUUUUGCUUUUUGUUUUCUCACUAGACUGGUCUGAUGUUAACGUUUUAUUCGCUUUGAUACGGUUG